This is a messenger RNA of Melampsora larici-populina 98AG31, 879 nucleotides long. RefSeq lists its product as uncharacterized. Bases 1 to 879 code for a protein of 292 amino acids. The record is from RefSeq and is a predicted model, not a curated record. Lineage: Eukaryota; Fungi; Basidiomycota; Pucciniomycetes; Pucciniales; Melampsoraceae. The transcript has 5 exons.
AUGUCAAAGGGACGCGUGGAAGCUGCCAUUGCACAAUGGGCCAGCAGCAGAUUUAAGAAUCAAACAAAGCUAGUCUGCAAUAACUCCAGCCUCUCCUCUUGGGUGACAACGACGAGUAAAAAGAAUGCUGUAACAAAGCCAUGUUCCGGUCUACACGACAAAAACUGGAAGCGACCACGAGGCAAGACUACCAUUGCCAACUGUAUCAAGCAUUCACCAACACCUUACCACGGGGCAAAGCGUUGGAAAGUCUGUCUUCGACUUUUUGGAACUACUCACGAGAUUACACUGUCGGAUGAACAACGCCAACAACUCCAUUCGACCCUAGAAGCCGAAGCGACCUGGAUGAUCAAGCGACACGGGGCGCAGGCAGCAAUCCACUCAGUUGAAUGUACCCGAACAGUUGUCACUACUUCAAAGGUGGAGUUUCCAAUCUGUGAGAAUUGUGAAGCUUUGAAGAAGCAUGCGGCAAAUCCGACUUGUCCAAGAUACGAUGUUGUGUACAAGGAUGGACUGGAAAACUCUCUUGACACAGCAGUGGCGGCAGCAGCCAAGACUGUUGAUGAACAGCAGCGGACCGAUGUGCUCAUGUCUAAUGUACCAGAUGAGAUUGACCAGCAAAUCUUUGAUAAUGUGGCAUUGUCUUUGUUUGCUAUUCUGAAUCACAAUCAGUCAAACCCUUCGGAAGCACGUAGCCAAGCUGCAUUGGCUGACUUGGCUGGAAUUGAUCACAAAAUCGAUACAUUUGUCUUGAAUAAUCAAGAUGGCAUCAAUUUGGAACAUCCCCAAUUACUUCAGCUACGAUUGGCCCACGAGAGAUUUGAGAGCCAGAUAAAAGCUCUGAAAGGCGCUCAAGUUGAAGGAUUAGAAGAUGAAUAG